AUGAGAGAGAUCCUUCACAUCCAGGGAGGGCAAUGCGGGAAUCAAAUAGGGUCCAAGUUCUGGGAGGUGGUCUGCGACGAGCACGGCAUAGACCCCACCGGAGGGUACAACGGCACCGCCGAUAUACAGUUGGAGAGAGUCAAUGUGUAUUACAAUGAAGCCAGUGGCGGCCGGUACGUCCCUCGGGCGGUGCUGAUGGACUUGGAACCUGGAACGAUGGACAGCAUCCGGGCCGGGCCGUACGGGCAGAUUUUCCGGCCUGAUAACUUCGUGUUCGGGCAGUCCGGCGCCGGCAACAACUGGGCGAAAGGGCAUUACACUGAAGGCGCGGAGCUUAUUGAUUCGGUGCUGGAUGUUGUUAGGAAAGAGGCUGAGAGUUGUGAUUGCUUGCAAGGUUUUCAAGUAUGUCAUUCACUUGGUGGUGGAACUGGGUCUGGAAUGGGAACUCUGCUCAUUUCAAAGAUCCGAGAAGAGUUUCCGGACCGAAUGAUGCUCACCUUCUCUGUCUUUCCAUCUCCUAAGGUAUCAGACACCGUUGUGGAGCCUUAUAAUGCAACACUUUCUGUUCACCAACUUGUUGAGAAUGCGGAUGAGUGUAUGGUCCUUGACAAUGAAGCACUCUAUGAUAUCUGCUUAAGGACUCUCAAGCUCACCACCCCAAACUUUGGGGAUUUGAAUCAUCUAAUCUCAGGAACCAUGAGUGGAGUCACUUGUUGUCUACGAUUCCCGGGUCAGCUAAACUCAGACCUCCGAAAACUAGCUGUGAACUUAAUCCCAUUCCCUCGACUACACUUCUUCAUGGUGGGAUUUGCACCUCUGACAUCUAGAAAUUCACAGCAGUACAGCUCCCUAAGUGUCCCGGAACUUACACAACAAAUGUGGGAUGCUAAGAACAUGAUGUGCGCAGCUGAUCCACGCCACGGCCGUUACCUAACAGCAUCAGCCAUGUUUAGAGGCAAAAUGAGCACAAAAGAAGUCGAUGAGCAGAUGAUGAAUGUGCAGAACAAGAACUCCUCCUACUUUGUUGAGUGGAUUCCCAACAAUGUCAAGUCUAGCGUCUGUGACAUUCCGCCUAAAGGUCUCACCAUGUCUUCAACUUUCAUUGGGAAUUCCACUUCUAUACAAGAAAUGUUCCGAAGAGUAAGCGAACAGUUCACAGCCAUGUUUAGGAGGAAGGCCUUCUUGCACUGGUAUACCGGAGAAGGAAUGGACGAGAUGGAGUUCACUGAAGCCGAGAGUAACAUGAAUGAUCUCGUCGCGGAAUAUCAACAGUACCAAGAUGCCACGGUUGAGGAAGAUGUGGAGUAUGAGGAAGAAGAACCGGUUGGCGGUGCAGAAAACUGA
Molecule: messenger RNA, 1344 nt
Organism: Fragaria vesca subsp. vesca
Lineage: Eukaryota; Viridiplantae; Streptophyta; Magnoliopsida; Rosales; Rosaceae
Product: tubulin beta-2 chain-like
Exons: 3
Coding region: 1-1344 (447 amino acids)
Biological process (GO): mitotic cell cycle; microtubule cytoskeleton organization
Cellular component (GO): cytoplasm; microtubule
Molecular function (GO): GTP binding; structural constituent of cytoskeleton; GTPase activity
Source: RefSeq, a predicted model, not a curated record